AUGCUAAAAUUUGCCGUCUUUAGCAGAGGAAUGGCUAACAGAGCCUUGUUACCUCGAAAAGUUGAUAUCCAGUCAUUAAAGGACAUACCGACGCUCGAUGUCUUGCAGAAUUUGGGAUUUAUAAGAAGAACACAAAGUGGGUUAUUUAAUUGGCUUCCACUUGGUCUGCGAACUUUGCAUAAGCUGGAAGCUCUAGUACGAAAACGUAUGGACGAGGAUGCUAGCGCCAUAGAAGUAUCUUUGAGUUCCUUAUCCCCCAAAAUCAAUUGGGAAAAAACUGGACGGUGGGAUAAAUCUAAUGAAUUAUUUAAAGUUAAAGAUAAUAAUGCUUUUGAAUAUUGUUUGACCCCAACCUGUGAAGAAGAUAUUACAUCGUUAAUGAAGAACUAUAUUAAAAGUUACAAAGACCUUCCUAUUACAGCCUAUCAAAUUUCUAGGAAAUAUAGAGAUGAAAAGAGACCUCGAGGAGGGCUUCUAAGAGGCAGGGAAUUCAUAAUGAAGGACGCAUAUUCCUUUGCAUCAUCCGAAGAGCAGGCAAUUGAGAUUUUUAACAAAAUGGACUCCGUUUAUGAUAGAAUAUUUUCUGAUCUAAAAAUACCAUAUAAGGCAGCUUAUGCGGAUAGCGGUGAAAUUGGUGGUGAUUUAAGUAAAGAAUACCAUUUCUUAAAUUCUUUUGGAGAAGAUACAGUUUUUUCUUGCGAUUCUUGUGGUACCAGUUCUACAAUAGAGAAGUGUAAUUCUUUACCGGAGGAAGAUGGGAUGUAUUCUGGUGAUGUUGGUGUUGUAUAUGGGCUUAGUGAAGAUCAUACCACUUUAGUAUGCUUUUAUUACCCCGCAGAGAGACAGUUUAACUGGAAUUUAGCUCAAUCUGUGAUGGAGAAUGACCUUGACAUGGCAUUAAAAGAUGUUGGUAAUGAUAAAAUAUUAGAGAUGUACCAAUCAGAGAAUGAGGAUUAUAUGUUUUCUAAAAUACUGAGAGUUAUGGAUGUACGUAUUAAUUCUAGGUCGAACUUCCCAGACUUUCCUUUGAGUAAGUACUUAAAGAACAACUUUGGCCAAAUUGAUGGUAUAUCCAUUGUUGAUGCCACUGACAAGGAAAUCUGUGGCAAAUGUGAAGAUGGUACUUUGCAUGCUUCUAAUAGUAUUGAAGUUGGGCAUAUUUUUCACCUCGGUGAUAAAUAUAGCAAGCCAUUUGAAGUUAACUUCAAAGAUGAAAAUAACUCUGAUGAUUCUAUCGUAUCUAUGGGUUGCUAUGGAAUUGGUAUUAGUAGACUAAUUGGUGCUGCAGCAGAAAUCGGUAGGGAUCAUAUGGGUCUAAGGUGGCCACAAGUGAUAGCACCAUACCAAGUUUCAGUGGUCACAAGCAAUAACGAAGGCAUGGUUGCAAUUAAUGACAUGAAGAAAAGUCUUAUGAAGAAUCUUGACACAUUUGAUUUGGAUGAUCUACACAGAAGCACGGGUUUCGGUGGUCGUAUUGCGUUGUCGCAUGCUAUUGGUAUACCAAUAUGUGUUAUCAUAGGUACAAAGAGCUGGCCAAAUGUUGAGAUAGAAGUUCGCGGUAAGAAAUGGGACAACGGUGACGAUACUCCAAUUGAAAAGAAGUCAGUUCAUUAUUCCGAUGUGAUUGAUACUGUUAACGAACUUUUGUUAGACUUGUAA
Molecule: messenger RNA, 1659 nt
Organism: Nakaseomyces glabratus
Lineage: Eukaryota; Fungi; Ascomycota; Saccharomycetes; Saccharomycetales; Saccharomycetaceae
Gene: AIM10
Product: putative proline--tRNA ligase AIM10
Biological process (GO): prolyl-tRNA aminoacylation
Cellular component (GO): mitochondrion; cytoplasm
Molecular function (GO): ATP binding; proline-tRNA ligase activity
Source: RefSeq, a predicted model, not a curated record